AUACGGGCUCGCGCUCCUCAGCUGAUGCCAAGAACGCGCACACAGGUAGAGAAGGAAAGAGGAGGAGAAGAGUUUGGAGAUUAAAACCGUUGAAGUUUGAAUGGAGGAUGUGAGAUCUCACCACUGAAACGGUUUAUGGUGAAUGAUCCUGACCAAGCAGGUUUGACCAAUCAGCUGCCUGCCUUGUGGCCUCACCGGUGUUACUGCUUAUAUUGAUCAGAUCAUUGAUCUCUGUGUUGCCUGGACCCUGUGAUCACUGCCUGACCAGACCAGAGAACUACAUCACUGCCACUGGAGUAUGAGCACUGACCUUUUCAUUGCUGAUACUGGAUUAUUGAUCACGCAUUAGCUGGGAAAAAUCGGUGGAUCAAUGGCAGCAUCACACCUGACCCAGAAUGAUGAUGUUCACCUUCAUGUUGAAGCUGUGGCCCCAACAAAUGCACCUCCUAAUCCUCUGAGGGUUGCUAAUGGUACCCCAACCUGCCACGCUUCCUUGCCAUCAACCCCCACCGAUGCCCAUGAAGGCAAGAAUGAACACAAGCACAGCAAACUGAGGAGCCUGUUCAAACAGAACGAGCUGAUCGACUCUCUAAGCAAUGGGCUGAAGCGACACUGCAACUAUGUCAAGAUCACCGUGUCGGAAGAAUGGGCAAACCACCUCCCGAAGGAGUGGUGGAAGACGGGCGUGGCCUUCCUCUAUGCUCUGUUCAACCUUAUCUUCACCACUGUCGUGAUCACCAUCGUCCAUGAGAGGGUGCCGGACAAGUCUGUGAGCCCACCACUGCCUGACAAGUUCUUUGACUACAUGGACCGAGUCCCCUGGGCAUUCACUGUCACCGAGGUCAACGGGCUGAUCCUGGUCGGACUCUGGCUCAUCCAGUGGAUAUUCCUCAAACACAAAGCCAUCGUCGGUCGCCGCUGUUUCUUCCUGAUUGGGACGCUGUACAUGUAUCGCUGCAUCACCAUGUACAUCACCACACUGCCGGUGCCUGGGAACCAUAUGGUCUGCGCUCCGAAGCUCUACAACAACUCAACUGGGAAAAUCGGGAGGAUCCUAAGGCUGCUCUCAGGAGGAGGUUUGUCUCUGACCGGCUCCCACCUUAUGUGCGGAGACUUCCUGUACAGCGGACACACUGUCAUGCUGACUUUGUCCUACCUGUUCAUCAAGGAGUACUCUCCUCCCUGGAUGUGGUGGUAUCGCUGGGUCUGCUGGUUUCUCAGUGCCUCGGGGAUCCUCUGCAUCCUGAUCGCCCACGAGCACUAUAGCAUCGAUGUGGUGAUCGCAUACUUUGUCACCACCAGGAUUUUCUGGUGGUACCACGCCAUGGCCAACACACAUGCACUGCAUCAGGCUCCCAGCAACUACCUGUCGAGGACCUGGUGGAACCCAGUCUUCAACUUCCUGGAGAAAAAUGUCCAGACGACGGUUCCCAUAGUGUUUGAAUGUCCGGUGGCCCUGCCUUCAUCCUGCAGACAGAGAUACAAAAUGGUGGAGGGGGCGAGGGACGAGUGAGGACGGAGGAGGAGAUAACAGACAUGGGGUGAUGGAGCAGCAUACCACCUGCCUGACCCCUGGAUGAAAGAACAGGUGGAUUGAGAUGGACAGAGGAGUUAUUUAUUAGAAGCCAGGAUUUCCACUGCUCUCCUGAUUCCUGAGUAAUAGGAGGAGGCACCAAAGAGGUGUUAUGUUUACAUGAUCAUGAUCACGAUCACUUGGUAUUUAUUUAGUUCACCUUCCUCUUCAAUUAUGUCUGAAAUGUUCAGACUAAAUGAAGAGUGUUAUCUGGGGAGGUUUGUGAGGUUGACUUCCAGCAGUGCUCGUUAAGAGAAUGAGGGUUUGAUUCUGCUCAGAAGUGAAGUAAGUGCCACGUAAAGCCAAAAGUCAUUCAAAAAUGAGUUUUACUUCACUGUCCCAUGAUAUUUUCUCUCAAGCCUUUAUCAUAUCUCUAAAACCAGCUUAAAGCAUCUCUUCUCCGUGUUACUUUAUUUUCUUGGACAAUACGUCACACAGUAACUCAUUUAAACUUUUUUGGGGACUGUCGACCAAAGCUAUGAUGAUUAAGGCAGCAACUAAUGAUUGUUUCCAUUAUAGAUUCAUUUGACGUCAUCUUGAGAUGUUUUUUCAACUGAAGUCAGAAAAUAUUUAGUUUAUAUUAGACAAAAGUAGGAACAUUGGACUAGUAUUAGUUGACAUAUGACUGAAAUGAUUGUUUAAAAUUAUUUUUCUGGUGAUGAACUAAUUGUUGCAACUCCAAUUUCAGUCCAGCCAAAAACGAUUUUGUGUUCUGACAUGUCAGAUAAUGAUUGUAAAGGGCUAACAGCUACGCAACCAAUGCUGUUGGCUAACUGGGUGAUAGUGCAAAUUAAGAACAGCUAGUUACUGAAAAUUUAUCAGUUUGUCAUUAUUGUGUGGUUUUUCUUGUGAUUAUUGAGGUUUCGUUGCUCAGUUGUAUAUACAGGGACACAAAACAGAUUUUGAAAUCAUGAAUAUAUUUACAGGACAGAUGAUGGUACAGAAGAGGAACCUUACCCCAAACUAGUACAUGUUUUGUUGUUGACAUGCCAAGCAAGAAAAUAACUUUUGUACAAUGAGUGAUAUCAAGUGAAAGUUUGUGUGAUUGAAAUGGGUGCAGUUAGCCACAUGCCAGCAUUGACCUGAUCAAUUUGGAUGAGUAGUGCCAAAAAUCUAAAUGAAAAGAUUAAGCAGGCAGAAAAAGCAAACGAAGCUUUCAGCAAGAAAACAUUACAUUAAAUGUUUAAACUGUUUAUUUCUGACUGUUUGGUGCAUUAACGUGCAUGACAUUUAGGACCAAAGCUAAACUGCUAGUGACCUUAUGAUUGUUUAUGUAUUUGAAUUUGCGCAGCUAGCCACAUGCUAGCUCUUUAUCCGUUAUUGUUUUGAUACGUAAUGUCAUUGAAAGUAAAAAAUAUUAUGUUUAGCAUAUGUGAAAGAGAAACGUAUCAUCCUAAAAAUUUAAAAUGUUGGGAUUAUUUGUUGCUGUCUGGGUUUGGAAGCUAGCCAGAGCUAGAGCCGGACCAAAGCUAACUAAGAUAGCAACUUAACAUUCCCAGUUCAGUGGGUUGAAGUGAAUGAAGUUUACUGUAUGCGACUUCCUGUACUUGAUUAUUGUUUAUUUAGAAUAUAAUUCAUGUGAAAUUCCAUGAAGUAUUGAGACACUGAGUUCUGAGUGGUCCGUUUUUUAAAUUUUCAUUUUGUGCCAUUAUUGUACAAUUAAUCAUUAAAUAAUAACAUCUUGUAUAGUUUUGAUGCACCGACACUCCCAGAAAAAGGCUAACGUAAAAGAUGUAGCUUGUGCUUUUCAUGUUUUUUUUUUAUUUUGGAUAAGAAAAGGUUUCUGCAGGGUUUGUCAAAUAAAUUAAAUUCAAGCCUUU
Messenger RNA from Monopterus albus (swamp eel), 3393 nucleotides. Its product is annotated as phosphatidylcholine:ceramide cholinephosphotransferase 2-like. The transcript has 8 exons. Lineage: Eukaryota; Metazoa; Chordata; Actinopteri; Synbranchiformes; Synbranchidae. Bases 371 to 1513 code for a protein of 380 amino acids. Gene Ontology annotation, molecular function: ceramide cholinephosphotransferase activity; sphingomyelin synthase activity. Gene Ontology annotation, biological process: sphingomyelin biosynthetic process; ceramide biosynthetic process. The record is from RefSeq and is a predicted model, not a curated record. Gene Ontology annotation, cellular component: endoplasmic reticulum membrane; Golgi membrane; plasma membrane.